Messenger RNA from Gaeumannomyces tritici R3-111a-1, 2180 nucleotides. Its product is annotated as Mis12 domain-containing protein. The record is from RefSeq and is a predicted model, not a curated record. The transcript has 2 exons. The coding region runs from base 112 to 1407 and encodes 431 amino acids. Lineage: Eukaryota; Fungi; Ascomycota; Sordariomycetes; Magnaporthales; Magnaporthaceae. Gene Ontology annotation, cellular component: nucleus; chromosome, centromeric region. Gene Ontology annotation, biological process: mitotic sister chromatid segregation; protein localization to kinetochore; mitotic cell cycle.
AGUCGCGCCUCGCGAAACCAAUCGAGUGUCGUCACGCGUUUGCGCCGGCUCCAAGCACCGAGCAACCAACCAACUAACUCGGCCCUGUACUGGACUCUGGACACAACGCAAAUGUCGGCCUCCAUCAGCUCAGAAACUCAGCUCUUGGCCGAGCAUUUUGGGUAUCCCCCAGUUAGCCUCCUCGAUGAUAUAAUCAACAGUAUCAACAUCCUGGCCGAGCAGGCCCUGAACGGCGUCGAGAAGGCCCUGCUCGGCACCAAGCCCGCCAGCCUGGGCUUCCGCGACCAACAGCCACCACCGCCGGCAAAGUCGAAGCGCGCCCCGCUGCCGCCGCCGCCUGCCGCCACCGCCGAGGAGGCGCACCGGCACGAGAUCGAGAAUGGCACCCACCAACUCGAGACACUGCUAUGCGCCAGCAUCGACCGCAACUUUGACAUCUUCGAGCUCUAUGUCAUGCGCAACAUCCUCACUGUGCGCCCCGACCAUCGCGACUGGAUCAGGCUCUCGCAUUACGAGGGCCUAGACUUCGCCGCCGCCGCUAGGAGUAGGAAAGGCGCUGUGGGCGGGACUGGUCCGACUAGCGCCGAGGGGGCAUCAGCAGUUGCGGAUGAGCAGGGAGGGGGCAGCGGGCCGCCACCGGCCGCGGCUGCGGAUGAGAACGGCUCAUCCGAAGACGUCGUCAUGUCCGGUGAGGCCACAGACCACGACACACCCAGUAUCGCGUCAGUGGCUCGCCUGCGCCGACGGCUGCAAGCAAGCCAAAAGCUGAACGUGAUGCUGCAUGCCGAGCGGGCGCGCAACGCGGCGCUGCUGGAUGAGCUGCGCACAUUCCUGCACGGUAGCGGUGGCGCCGACGGGGGCAGCGCAACAGCAGGAGGUGCGGCGACGGCGGUCAAGAGCGAAGGCGGCGCGGCGGGACAGGACGGGGCAGCUGCCGCGCCCUCGCUCGCCUUCCUCCGCAACAAGGGCGAGCUGACAGUUAGCGACGCCGAGACGCCCUUGACGACCACGACCGCCUUCACCCUCUCGCAACUGCAAGCCCUCCGUGCAUUGUCGACGUCGCUGCGCACCAUGAUGCCCGACCUCGUCCAGCACAAGCAGGGAAGUACAGGAGGUGGCAGCAGCGACGACGCCGCUGCGGCGCGUGCUGCCGGGAGGAGAGCUUGGAGGACGGAGCGGCUAGAGUACGUCGAGGGCGCCGCCCGGAAACACCUCGAAAACGUCCGGGGGCUGCACCUGGGGCCGGGCGGCGAGGUCCGCGACGGCGAGUGGCAGGGCGAGGGCAGGAGUCUCGCCAGGGGUGAGGUCGAGGGCCUCGAAACGGUGGUUGCUGCUAUCGGGGGCAACAACGGCCCCACGCAGGCGCAGAAACCGGCAAGAGAUGACGACGAAAUGGACGAAUCCUGAGAUCACUUCCCGUCCUUCACCAGUGGUAGGCAGUACCUAUUUUGGGAGCGACCGCAGUUUGCGUCUGCCCAUCGAGGGGCAUCUUGAGGGAGCGAGUCUCGUCUAAUUCAUGUCGAUUCUGGCUAGCUUACAUCAAGCUCGUUCGCAAACAAGGGUCUCAAGACAGAUCACCGGGGGUCACUGCCAUGCAGGCCGCACUCGGUGGCGAAUUCAAAGAAGCUGUGAUUCAUGAACCUCCCUUUCAGUUCCGAGUCUUCCGCAAGAGCCAGGCGCUCACCCUUGACCCGUUUGACCAGGGCGUCUGCCUCUGGCACGCGGCGCUCCCUUACGAGUGCUAUCAAAAGUCUCUCAAGGACCGUCAAUGUGAAGGAUGUCGUGGUGCGCAUGUUGGACAGCACACCGAGCGCGCCGUCCACGUCGUCCACGCCCAGGUAGCCGUUCAUGACACGCUCCCAGAAGAUGUGGUCAAUGGCUGGAUUGUUGAACAGCCGGUGGUUAUCGAUCAGCGACCGGACACGGUCUACGUCGGGCGGGUCUCGUGAGAGAUAGUGCUGGGCCAAGAUGGUGUAUGCGAAAGCGUUUGGUUUUUGUGUCAGGGCGAGGAUGUGCUUGGCGAUAUGGCUGACCACCUGAUCCGCGUUUCUGCCCCCCGACUUCAGAAUUAGAAACAGCAGUUUGUUGUACGCGUAUUGGUUCUUGGCUGUGCUGAACUUGUCAAUGAGUUUGAAAAUUGACUGAACCACUUUCAUCUUCUCUUCAUCCCCCUCCUUGCC